AUGUUCACCAAGCGCAUCCUUGCCCUCGCGAUCGUGGCCGUCGCAGUCAAUGCCGCGACUUUGCCCUCGCUCCCGCUCGUCGGAUCUCAGUCGAGCCAGGACAGCUCGGCGAGCAACUCGGGCAACUCGGCCUCUACUUCGCAGACGUCUUCCAACACGGCAGCGGCCAGCAGCCUUGCCAGCCUUGCGCCAAGGCAUGAUCCAUGCCAUUCGCCAUCCUUACUCGUCUCUGACCAACUCCCACAGGGCCAGUUCCAGCCCAACCAGGAGUCAACCUCUUGCCAGCCCGCCCAGCCGGGUUACUACGUCGACUCCGAAGGUGCUUCGUCGCAGACUCCUUGCGGCGCUGGCCACUUCAGCAACGGCUACGCAGACCAUUGCAACGACGCUGCACCUGGGUACUACUGCGAGUCGAACACGUGCGAAACUCCUGCGCCUUGCCCGCCUGGCACCUUCGCGGCCCAAUCUGGUCAGGGUACCUGCACUCCUUGCGCAGCGGGAUCGUACAACGACGCGAGCGCCCAAACUCAGUGCCAAUCGUGCCCCGCCGACCGUCCCAACAGCCAGGAGGGCGCUGUCAACUCUGACAAGUGCACGGCCAAUGCUCGCAGGGGAUUGGAUGGUGCGGUCAAGGGAAGCGGAUUCCCGCUCGCGACCACCGAGUCUGCCACUUUCCCUUCGAGCUCUGCGGCGGCGCCUGCUACCACCUCGAAGGCUGCGGGUGGAAAGCGCCAGCUCCCGUUCGAUAUGCUCCCGACCCCUUCGGCUCCUGUGCCCGCUCAGAGCUCCGCUAUAGCGGCGGCGCAAGGGUAA
Messenger RNA from Punctularia strigosozonata HHB-11173 SS5, 813 nucleotides. RefSeq lists its product as uncharacterized. Bases 1 to 813 code for a protein of 270 amino acids. The record is from RefSeq and is a predicted model, not a curated record. The transcript is spliced from 5 exons. NCBI's taxonomy places the organism in Eukaryota, Fungi, Basidiomycota, Agaricomycetes, Corticiales, Punctulariaceae.